AGAUCAUGAGUUUCUGUCAUUGUCUCAAAAUUACAAAUGAAGUUUUCCCGACAUAACAGGAUGAUUUUCUCGAGAUGUGGAUAUGAUGAGGUAAUUGAUUUGGGAUCACAAGAACACAAUGUUUCAUAAGUAAAACCUAAUUGUCCCAGGCCCAUAUUUUGUUCUGUCAGGCAUCUUAAGUUGCCUAGAAUCACAUAGUUUUGUUAUUUUCAUUUUCCGAUGGUUUCUACUCAUCUAAUUCAUUGGAAAGUAUUGUCCUUUUUUACGCUUUUAUUUAAUAGGCCACCUUAAGACACAAGUUAUAUAAUGUAGUUUACAAAUACAUUCUGAUUUAUUAUCAUGGAUAGGACAGUAGGCAUAUCUCUCUCUUCUUCUUUUCAUUGUGUUUGACAAACAUUCAUUCCCCAGAGGUUGUGAAAUUCACCAGCCUUGUGUGAUUCAACAACACAUAUAGUGAACAAUCAUUUCCUGGAUAGUUUCCCAUAACAGACGAGUGCAAAGCCUUGAACUUAUAAUCAUAGUUAACAUAUAGGCCUAUCUAAACGACACUUCUCUCCUGGAUAGAAGGCCAUUUAUAUGGUACAGAUAUAGACGUAAAUGAACAUAUAUGUCAAAUAAUUACUCAGAUAUCCUCUGAAAUUCCAUAUUAAUGACAUUUAAAUCGUCUUAAACCGAAAAUGUUGGAGCAGGAAUCAAGAUAUAACUUGCACAACUUAAACCUGGCAACAUCAGAAUUUUGGAGAACUGCCAAUAUACCAUCUUAACCUCAAUAACAUCAACAAAACACAGUGCCUGGCAAUACAGGACUUCAACACGCAACUGGGCUUUCCUUCCUUGUGUAAAUCUGAUUUAAAAUAGGGAAAUCCCGUCCUCUGUCACGUUUUCACUGUAGGAUCAAUGUCAUGUAAGACAGAAGUUACGCAAACACUAGGAGAUAAAAGCGUAGCCAACAGAAAGCUCUGCAGAAGGGAGCUCUGAUUUCUACAUUGCAGCACUGGAGCCUUAUUUGAUCUAAUAAUUGUACUUUUUCCAACGGUCUGAAGAUGUGGACACUGGGUCUUCAGCUGGCCGUCAUCUGUGUUUUCCUUCAGGUGCCUGGCUGUUUUCCAUCAUGCGUCAUUACUGGCUCUGUAGCUAACUGUGGCUCCAUGAACCUGCACUGGGUCCCUCCUCUUCCUCCUCACAUCACCCACCUGUUCCUGGAGAUGAACCACAUCUCUGAGAUUAACUCCAGCUCCCUCUCGGGCCUGGAGCAGCUGCAGGACCUGGACCUUGGAAAGCAGUAUGUGCCUCUUGUGAUCAGAAACAACUCCUUCAGCGGGCAAAGCCGACUGAGGAGGCUGGUGCUUGGGUUCAACAUCGGCCUUCAGCUCGAGCCACAAGCUUUUGUGGGACUGUCUGGUUUGCAGAAUCUCCACCUGGAUUACUGCUCGCUUCAGGACACCAUCCUGAAGGAGAACUUUCUGGAACCACUGCUGUCCUUACAGACUCUUGACCUCUUCGGUAACCAGAUAAAGAAUCUCCAGCCUGCAAUGUUCUUUGCCAACAUGACUAAUUUGAAAGAUUUGAAUCUCAAGUUGAACAAAAUUAUCCGAAUAUGUGAGUCUGAUCUGGUUGGUUUUCAGGGGAAGAAUUUUGAGUUCCUCAACUUGGGCUCUGUUCACCUUAAGGAUAUGUCAAAUAAUCGUUUUGACUGGCAGAAAUGUGGGAAUCCUUUCAGAGGAAUGUCCUUUCAGACACUCGACCUGUCCAACACCGGGUUCAGUGUGGGUAAAUCCAAGCAUUUUUUCUCAGCCAUUAAGGGCACUAAGAUCUCCCAACUCAAAAUGUCAGGACACAUGGGUAAAGGGUUUUCAUUCAAUAACCUCCUUGAUCCAGACCGGAGCACGUUUCAAGGACUAAAUGAGAGCUCAAUCCACACUUUGGAUCUGUCUAAAAACAGGAUAUUUGCAUUGCAACAGGGGGUUUUUAGUCCGCUGAAAGAAGUCGCAAUCAUUGACGUUUCCCUCAACAAAGUGAAUCAGAUACACAGAAACGCCUUUGAAGGUCUUCAGGGACACUUAAAAAUGCUCAACCUGUCACACAACCUACUGGGAGAAAUCUACUCUUACACUUUUGCUUCUCUGACAAACCUGGUAGUGUUAGACUUGUCUUACAACCACAUUGGUGCUCUGGGUUAUGGUGCAUUCAGUGGCCUUCCCAAAUUAAAAGCACUUUAUCUAACAGGAAACUCAUUGCGUGAUCUCGGCUUCCCUGCAUCCCUCCCUAGUUUAGAUUAUCUCCUGUUGAGAGACAAUAAACUGACAACAGUGAGCAACAUUGCACGAUUUUCUGGUAAUGUCGUGCAGCUGAGGAUUCAGGACAACAGAAUAACAAACCUUGGGGAUGUUCACAUGUUGUUUACUCACCUAAAGCGCCUGAAGCAGCUUUUCUUCGGAGGAAACACAAUCAGGAGGUGCAUGCUAAGUGGACGAGCUUCAGCAAAUAGUUCAAACCAAGUCCAAGUACUGGAUCUUCACAGCAGCUCCCUGCAGGCUAUCUGGUCUCAGGGGAGAUGCUUGAAUCUGUUUGACAAUCUUGGACAUGUGAUUAGUGUCAACUUGAGCCUCAACGAACUGAAUUCUCUUCCACAAGGCAUUUUUAAGGGCCUCACAUCAGUAGUGGAGAUAGAUCUCUCAUCCAACAGCUUGACUCAUCUCCAGAAUGAUGUCUUACCCAACAGUCUCAAAGUGCUCAACCUCUCCAACAACUUUGUAGCCUCUCCGGACCCCGCUGCUUUUCGCUUUCUCAGCAUUCUCGACUUAAAAAUGAAUAGGUUUCACUGCGAUUCAAACCUGAAGAGCUUCCUGAGUUGGCUGAACAAGACCAACGUGACCUUCCUGAGUCCCGUUGAGGAUCUCAAGUGUGAAUUCCCUUCUGGUUUCUAUAAAGUUCCUCUGUUGGAGUACUCCACUCAGGUCACACAGCAGUAAAAGAAACUUAAAGUGAAAAAUAUGAACAUCAAGUCCCUUGUAAUGUUGAUUUGAGUUUAUCACAUGGUGUUUUCUCUAUGACCUGAAUAAGUGUAAAAUAAUGUAAUCUUUAAUGAAAGUUUGUUAAAUCCAAUUUAUUAAUCACUUCUGUAGACAAUAUUGUAUAUUAAAAUGUCUAAUUUGACAUGAUUUUAUGAAAUUAAAUGAAUGUGUUGCUUAAUCUACUGCAACAAAGCAUUUUUGUAAAGAUAAUAAUAAAUGUUUUAAUUGAUUAGGUUCUUUUAAAGCUGUCCUCACUUUCUUUUGCAUUUGUAGUCACUAAAUCACCGCUCAAAAAUCCUCAAAAUGUAUUCAAUAAAGAUGAAAUAAGACUUGA
Molecule: messenger RNA, 3348 nt
Organism: Eleginops maclovinus (Patagonian blennie)
Lineage: Eukaryota; Metazoa; Chordata; Actinopteri; Perciformes; Eleginopidae
Product: toll-like receptor 5
Exons: 2
Coding region: 1044-2972 (642 amino acids)
Molecular function (GO): protein binding
Source: RefSeq, a predicted model, not a curated record